Messenger RNA from Myiozetetes cayanensis, 1140 nucleotides. RefSeq names its product trypsin I-P1-like. Gene Ontology annotation, biological process: proteolysis. The record is from RefSeq and is a predicted model, not a curated record. Gene Ontology annotation, molecular function: serine-type endopeptidase activity. NCBI's taxonomy places the organism in Eukaryota, Metazoa, Chordata, Aves, Passeriformes, Tyrannidae. Bases 283 to 1032 code for a protein of 249 amino acids. The transcript is spliced from 5 exons.
UAGGCAUCUUCCAAAGCCAAAAUGUAUUUUUAAAUUGAAGGCUGCCCUCUGGAAAAAUUUAAAAUAGCUCUCUGUCUGAAGAGAGGUUUAUGAUUAACAGAUAUAUUAUUUGUACUUUCUUCUGGGUCCUGUUAAUUCCCACGUUGGGAUCUUCAAAUUUUCCACUGUGUACUUUUUGUCUGGAGAAAACCUUGGACUAGAGAUAAGAGCAUAUCCAAAAAUGUAUUUCUAGCAGCUCCUGCUUCCAGUCAACCUGUCUGGGCUUGAGGCUGAAUCAAGACCAUGAAGGGCCUGCUGUUUCUCGCCUUUGUUGGGGUGGCUGUUGCCUUCCCCACCAUCGCUGAGGACGAUGAUGACAAGAUUGUGGGAGGCUACACCUGUGCGGAGCAGUCUGUUCCCUAUCAGGUGUCCCUGAAUUCCGGAUAUCACUUCUGUGGAGGUUCCCUCAUCAGCAGCCAGUGGGUCCUGUCAGCUGCUCACUGCUACAAAUCUCGCAUCCAAGUGCAGCUCGGGAAGCAUAACCUGGCCCUGACAGAAUCCACACAGCAGUUUAUUAACUCGGCUAAAGUCAUCCGCCACUCUGGCUACAGCUCCUAUACCCUGGACAAUGACAUCAUGCUCAUCAAGCUUGCCACCCCAGCCCAGCUCAACAAAUCUGUCCAAACAGUUGCUCUGCCGACCAGCUGUGUGGCCACCGGCACCACUUGCCUGAUCUCCGGCUGGGGCAACACACUCAGCAAUGGCAAUUCGUAUCCAGACAAACUGCAGUGCCUGAAGGCUCCUGUGCUCUCCGCCACUGACUGCAAGAACGCCUACCCUGGUCAGAUUACAAACAACAUGAUGUGUGUAGGAUUCCUGGAGGGAGGAAAGGAUUCUUGCCAGGGAGAUUCUGGCGGUCCCGUGGUCUGCAACGGACAGCUGCAGGGCAUUGUGUCCUGGGGCAUUGGAUGUGCCUACAAAGGCUACCCCGGAGUUUACACCAAGGUUUGCAAUUACGUCUCCUGGAUCCAAUCCACUAUUUCUGCCAACUGAGACACUCUCACUCCAUGUGACCUGCUUUUUCUCAUCAUCCUUUCCUCUCUUUUGGGUCUGGACAUACAAACACUAUGAACAAUUAAUAAAGACUUUGAGGCACCCCUA